Messenger RNA from Acromyrmex echinatior (Panamanian leafcutter ant), 1608 nucleotides. RefSeq names its product zinc finger protein 2-like. NCBI's taxonomy places the organism in Eukaryota, Metazoa, Arthropoda, Insecta, Hymenoptera, Formicidae. The record is from RefSeq and is a predicted model, not a curated record.
CUAUCGGUCCGCCUACGUCAAACAUCGCGAGCAGAACCAUCGCGCGCGGCUGCCAGCUGACAAGCUCUUCACCUGCGAUGUAUGCGGCAUGCAGUUCAGGUAUCUAAAGUCCUUUAAGAAGCACCGCCUCAACCACGCGCUUGAGCGGUUGCAGCGCGCACCCGAAUCUCAGAACAGCGUAGUCGUCGUCUCGGCACCGGCCGAGCGCAGCGAUCAGGUCUCGAGCACCGGCGAGCCGUCCCAGGUGGAGACCGGCAGCGAUACCACCACGAAUCCGGGCGACGCCGAGGAGAUGCGUGGUGUAUUCUCUGAGAGCGCUCGCGGUGACGAGAGCGUCUCCGAGACCGCGAGCGUUCAAGAGAACCCUGGCGACGCGGUGGAGGUACAGAUGACGGAGACCACUGCCACCGGAACCGGCGGGAUUGGCGGCGGUGGCGGUGGUACCAGCAGCGAAGCUGGCGAUGUGGACGACAACGUUGUUGACGACGAUCGGCACGAGCCGAGCGAGGCGAUGAUCGAUCUCGCGCGGAGCGUCACUCGCGAGGCCGAUCGUCGCGAGCGACGCUUUGCCUGCCCGUUCUGCGGCAAGUGCGUGAGGUCCAAGGAAAAUCUGAAGCUGCACGUGCGCAAGCAUACUGGCGAACGGCCGUUCGUCUGUCUGUUUUGCGGUCGCGCCUUCGGAGGCAAGAGCGACCUGACGAGGCACCUGCGCAUCCACACCGGCGAGCGUCCGUAUCAUUGCGAGAUGUGCGGCAAAUGCUUCGCCCGGGCUGACUAUCUCUCCAAGCAUCUCACCACGCAUAUUCACCAGCGCUAACGCGAUCGCAACUCGGCUCACUCGCCUCGGCCUCCUCGGAGCCGAAGAGCACCGCAACGACGUGCCUCUUUCUCUCCGACGCGUCCCUCCGCGCGUUGACGUGCCGCGGCCGUUGCAGGGCGACUCGAGAAUUGAUCUUACUAAAUUAUACAAGUAAAAAAUAUGUCACGCACGCGUUACAAAUAAUACGUUGAUAUAUAAUAAUGAUGAGGAGAACAAGAGUGCGUUCAGGAAUUUUGGAUAUAUCAUUUUAUCCUUGUUAUUCACUAAAUGUUAAAACAAGGAUAAAAUAAUAUCUAGAUGCACUCGGUUGAACGCAGUUCUCUCGGUGUGCGCUGAUCAGCAAGACAUUAUAUAUAGAGCGCGAAGAACGAAUAGCUGCAUGUAUUUACGGAUUAAUUAUUUUCUCUCUGACAACGCUUCGAAAGACAGAAAUUCUCGUCGCUCACUUCCGAUUCGUGAAGCCGCAAGGAAAUAAUGACAAUAAUCCUUGCUUAAUGGCGCUGUUAAACUAAUUUCGACGCACAAAUUAUAAUCCAAAUUUUGAAAUAUUCGAUCGUUCGUCAUAUGCAAGAUCAUACCUCGAGUUCGCAACAACGCCUGCGUUCCACUCUCAGCUGAUCGUUGUCGAAUGAAAAAUCGUUCUGCUCUCGAGGAGUACGAGCGUCAGAUGAAACUGCUGAAGAACUCCUACUGAGAUGAAGAAAAAGGAGAGAAAGAAAAAAAAGGACCGCAUCUAUCCAUCGCCGCCGGCCCAACAAGACGCGUCAAUUAUGGAGAGACAAGAGAAA